Molecule: messenger RNA, 1188 nt
Organism: Nannizzia gypsea CBS 118893
Lineage: Eukaryota; Fungi; Ascomycota; Eurotiomycetes; Onygenales; Arthrodermataceae
Exons: 4
Coding region: 1-1188 (395 amino acids)
Biological process (GO): conversion of methionyl-tRNA to N-formyl-methionyl-tRNA; biosynthetic process
Cellular component (GO): mitochondrion
Molecular function (GO): methionyl-tRNA formyltransferase activity
Source: RefSeq, a predicted model, not a curated record
AUGCUAUACUCUGUGAGGCCAAGGGCCCUCAUUCUACGCUCGUUAAGGCACAAUUACGCCUUUUCAUACCGGCGGCACUCUACGAAAGCGUGCGAUCCUCUUAGAAUCCUUUUCUGCGGCUCCGAUGAGUUUAGUAUAGCAUCUUUGAACGCUCUACACAAUGAACGUGUGGAAAGUCCAGAUACAAUUGCAUCUAUUGAUGUAGUAUGUCGGCCUGGUAAGCCGGUUGGCCGUGCUAUGAAAACAAUCCGCGAAGUGCCUAUUAAAGCUGUCGCAAAUGAACUUUCCCUUCCAAUACAUGAAGUAGAUACAUUUACCAAAUGGACGCCCCCGAAACCACAGGGAGAACCGAUUAACCUGAUAAUAGCUGUCUCAUUUGGACUCUUUAUCCCUCCUAGAAUAUUGAAGGGGGCGAAAUACGGUGGACUUAAUGUUCAUCCUUCACUCCUACCAGAUUUUAGAGGAGCUGCUCCCCUUCACCACACUCUACUGGCCGGGGACAAAACCACUGGGAUCACUUUGCAGACGCUCGACGCUGCUAAAUUUGACCACGGCUUAAUUCUAGAUCAGACACCUGCCCCAGGAUUUCCAAUACCUGACCCUGAUUCUUGUGACCUCCCCCGGCUGCUUAAUAUUGUGUCAACAAAAGGAGCAGAAAUGCUUGUAAACGGAAUUAGGAACCGUGUAUUUGUUCCUCCAUUAAACCCAAUCAAGCAAUCAACUACGGAUGAAAGUGUUCUAAGGCCUGCCAAUAAGAUAAAACCUGAGAACCGCCAUAUUAUAUGGAAAUUAUGGAGCUGGGAUGCAAUUCGGCGACAUCAGACUGUGCUAGGCGCACUCUGGAAUACAGCUGCGUUGUCACCUACCAUACCAGGGGAGGAGCAUCUUGUGCAGCGAAAGAGAAUUAUUUUCGGGAACAUGAAAGCGGCCGAUAGCAUACGGGGUAUCGAUGCCAUACCUUUUACUGAGCCUGGUGUUCCAUUUACAUUCAAAGACCCGGCGAACAAGAAAGAUGAAGGACGGCUCUUGGUGUUUACAAGUGAUGGGAAACCCCUUCAAGUAGAAGAAAUGAAAGUUGAAGGGGACAGGAUGGCUCCUGCAUACCGAGCUGCAUUGAAGGCUAAACUUGUUGACCCGGUAGCAGCAAGGAGCUCAAUGCACAGUCCAUUCCACGGCCCUCUUCUAUAA